AAACUCCGCUUUUGUAUCAUUGUACUCUGCACCCCUAUAAGGCACUGACUGACCUUAUAAAGGAUUACACAUUCACACAUGCCCCCCUCCCUCCUCACCACCAUGUCUUCCCACCUUAGCCCUCCCCUUCUCAUCCUCCCCAUCCUCUUCCUUCUACUUUCCCUCUCCAUGGCUUCUACCUCUACCCCUCCUUCCUCCUCCCCCUUUCUCUCCUUCUCCCCUCCAGAAGGAGGUCUCACACAUUUGGUAGUACACAACAAAACUGGUGAGGUCUAUCUGGGUGCCGUCAACUGGAUCUACAAGCUGUCCAGCAACCUCACCAAACUACGAAGCCACGUUACUGGCCCCGUCACAGACAACCCUCGCUGUUAUCCUCCACCUGGUGUCCAGUCCUGCCCCCACGAGCUGGUGCAGACGUCUAAUGUCAAUAAACUCCUGCUACUUGAUGCUGCCCACAACCGCUUGAUUGCAUGUGGGAGUACUUCCCAGGGAAUAUGCCAGUUCCUGCGUCUGGAUGAUUUAUUCAAGCUGGGUGAACCCCACCACCGCAAAGAGCAUUAUCUAUCCAGUGUGGCUGAGGCAGGCACUAUGUCAGGUGUUGUGAUUUCCCCAGAUAUUUUUGGUGGCGGAGGGAAACUCUUUGUCGGCACUCCCAUUGAUGGCAAAUCUGAGUACUUCCCCACACUGUCGAGUCGCAAGCUAAUGUCAAAUGAGGAGAAUGCUGACAUGUUCAGCUUUGUCUACCAGGAUGAGUUUGUCUCUUCUCAGCUCAAGAUUCCCUCAGACACACUCUCUAAGUUUCCUGCGUUUGACAUUUACUACAUCUACGGUUUCAACAGCGAGCAGUUUGUGUAUUACCUCACCUUACAGCUCGACACCCAACUUACUUCCCCAGAUGCAGCCAGCGAACAGUUCUUCACCUCUAAGAUUGUCCGCCUAUGUGUUGACGAUCCCAAGUUCUAUUCCUACGUUGAGUUCCCCAUCGGCUGCACCAAAGACGGAGUGGAGUACCGCCUGGUUCAGGAUGCUUAUUUAGCCCGGCCAGGUAGCCGGCUGGCACGUUCGCUUGGUAUUCAGGAGCACGAGGAGGUUCUAUUUACUGUAUUUGCCCAGGGUCAGAAGAACAGAGCCAAGCCGCCAAAGGAGUCAGCUUUGUGCCUCUUCACAAUGAGGCAGAUAAAGGAGAAGAUUAAAGAGAGGAUUCAGUCGUGCUACAGAGGAGAGGGAAAACUCUCGCUGCCCUGGCUGCUCAACAAGGAGCUGGCCUGCAUCAACUCGCCGUUGCAGAUAGAUGAUAACUUCUGCGGCCAGGACUUCAACCAGCCUCUAGGGGGCACCACUGCGAUCGAGGGCAUCCCGCUUUAUGUGGACAAGGACGACGGCAUGACCUCUGUGGCGGCGUAUGACUACCGCGGAAACACUGUGGCAUUCACGGGCACUCGCAGCGGACGCAUGAAGAAGAUACUGGUGAAUUCCAUUUCCCAGCCUGCCUUGUUGUAUGAGAAUGUUGUGGUGAGCGAUGGGAGCCCGAUCCUCAGAGAUUUGCUCUUCAGCCCAGGCCAUCAAUACUUAUAUGCCCUCACUGAUAAACAGGUCACCCGUGUACCCGUGGAGAGCUGUGAGCAGUACACUUCCUGUGGAGCCUGUCUGGGAUCAGGGGACCCUCACUGUGGCUGGUGUGUGCUGCAUAAUGUAUGUUCGAGGAAGGACCGCUGUAAGCGAGCAGAAGAGCCUCAGCGGUUCACCACCAGAGCUGAACAGUGUGUCCGACUUUCCGUCCAACCGGACACAGUCUCUGUCACCAUGUCAGAAGUGCAGCUUGUGCUUCAGACACAGAAUGUUCCCAGUCUCUCUGCAGGAGUAAACUGCUCCUUUGAGGACUACGUAGAAACGGAAGGACGCAUCUACGGCGGACGUAUCUAUUGCCUGUCUCCUUCUACAAAAGAAAUUGCCCCCAUCACACGAGACCAAGGUGACCGGCGUAUAAUAAAGUUGUAUCUAAAGUCGAAGGAAACUGGGAAGAAGUUUGCCAGUGUGGAUUUUGUCUUCUAUAACUGCAGCGUCCACCAGUCAUGCCUGUCCUGCGUCAAUGGAAACUUCCCCUGCCACUGGUGCAAAUAUCGCCACAUGUGCACACAGGAUGCCAGUGACUGCUCCUUCCAGGAGGGACGAGUCAACACCUCAGAGGAGUGCCCUCAGAUCCUGCCCUCCACCCAGAUCUAUAUCCCUGCUGGAGUUAUGAGGCCGAUCACCCUGCUGGCCCAGAACCUGCCCCAGCCUCAGUCUGGACAGAGAAACUAUGAGUGCAUCUUUCACAUCCAGGGCAACACACACAGCGUCCCAGCUCUGAGGUUCAACAGCACGAGCAUACAGUGUCAGAAGACCACGUAUGACUACGAGGGCAGUGACAUCAGUGACCUACCAGUUGACCUUUCUGUGGUGUGGAAUGGAAACUUUGUCAUCGACAACCCGUUCGACAUUCAAGCCCACCUGUACAAAUGCAGGGCAUUGCGGGACAGCUGCGGUAUGUGCCUGAAGGCCAACCCCAGAUUUGAAUGUGGUUGGUGCGUCCAGGACAAGAAGUGUUCCCUCAGGCAGGAGUGCACCGGAGGAGGAAAUUCCCACCUCCCGCUGCAGCUGGCAGAAGGCGGAGGGUGGAUGCAUGCCACAUCUGGAAACAGCCGCUGCACCCACCCCAAAAUCACCAAGUUAUUCCCUGAAACCGGGCCUCGACAAGGGGGAACCAGGGUGACCAUCUUGGGGGAAAACCUGGGUCUGCAGUUCAGAGACAUCCAGAUGGGCGUCAGGUUGGGGAAGGUGCCCUGUGUGCCUGUUGAGGAAGAGUACGUGAGUGCCGAAAGAAUAGUCUGUCUGCUGAACGAUGCUACCGGCUACAGGGUCCAAGAGGCUCAGGUGGAGGUGUGUGUGAGAGACUGCGUCAACGACUAUAGAGCCCUGUCACCACGGCCGUUCACCUUUGUGACUCCGUUCUUCACCCGGAUCCAGCCGUCCCAGGGGCCCAUUUCAGGCGGCACGCGCGUCACCAUUGAGGGGAGCUACCUCAACGCCGGCAGCUACGUGUCUGUCAGCAUCGGACCACAGCUCUGCCAGUUCAAAAAGAGGAAUUCCCGUGAGAUAGUGUGCGUUACACCAGCUGGAUUGACACCAGGAAGUACCUCAGUCUUGGUGGACAUCGAUGAUGCAGAGCUCAGAAACCCAGAAGUCAAGUUUAACUAUACAGAAGACCCCACUGUUCUGAAGAUUGAACCUGACUGGAGCAUUGCCAGUGGUGGAACUCUGCUGACAGUGAGUGGCACCAACCUCGCAACCAUCCGAGAGCCAAAGAUCAGGGCCAAGUAUGGGCAGGCUGAGUCCUUUCAUAACUGUACAGUGUAUAACAAUUCAGUCAUGGUGUGCCUCGCUCCGUCAGUGGCCGACUCAGAGCUCGGUUUUUCCGAGACUGGCACCGGCCCCGAUGAGAUUGGGUUCUACAUGGACAACGUGAAUGCUCUGGUGGUGGUCAACGAGACAUUCAGCUACUACCCCGACCCGGUCUUUGAACCAUUGAGUCCCUCUGGGAUACUGGAGCUCAAACCCACAUCGCCACUUAUUCUCAAGGGUCGCAACCUGAUCCCAGCGGCUCCGGGUAACAGUCGCCUGAACUAUACGGUGCUGAUUGGAGAGACUCCCUGCAUCCUCACCCUGUCUGAGAGCCAGCUGCUCUGUGAAUGGCCCAACCUCACUGGACAACACAAAGUCACGAUCCGUGCUGGCGGGUACGAGUAUUCCCCCGGGACGCUUCACAUCUACUCUGACAGCCUGCUAACGCUUCCUGCCAUCAUCGGCAUCGGAGGGGGUGGCGGCCUACUGCUGCUGGUCAUCAUUGCCGUGCUGAUAGCCUAUAAGAGGAAGUCAAGGGAUGCUGACCGCACCCUGAAACGUCUGCAGCUUCAAAUGGACAACUUGGAGUCCAGAGUGGCCUUGGAGUGUAAAGAAGCUUUUGCGGAGCUUCAGACAGACAUCCAUGAGCUGACCCAGGAACUCGACGGAGCUGGAAUUCCCUUCCUGGACUAUCGGACCUAUGCGAUGAGGGUCCUUUUCCCUGGGAUUGAGGACCAUCCUGUGCUCAAGGAGAUGGAGGUCCCAGCAAAUGUUGAGAAGGCACUCACCCUGUUCGGCCAGCUGCUGACAAAGAAGCACUUCCUGCUGACAUUCAUACGAACCCUGGAGGCACAGAGGUCAUUUUCAAUGCGCGAUCGAGGCAAUGUGGCGUCUUUGAUCAUGACGGCCCUGCAGGGGGAGAUGGAGUAUGCCACCGGGGUCCUCAAACAGCUGUUGUCCGACCUGAUAGACAGAAACCUGGAGAGCAAAAACCAUCCCAAACUGCUGCUAAGGAGAACCGAGUCUGUCGCUGAGAAGAUGCUGACCAACUGGUUUACGUUCCUCUUGUAUAAGUUCCUUAAGGAGUGUGCUGGGGAGCCUCUUUUCAUGCUUUACUGUGCCAUCAAGCAGCAGAUGGAGAAGGGACCCAUAGACGCCAUCACAGGAGAAGCCCGCUACUCCCUCAGUGAGGACAAGCUCAUCAGACAACAGAUUGACUACAAAACACUGACGCUGCACUGUGUGAAUCCAGAGAAUGAGAGUGCCCCUGAGGUGACAGUCAAGUGUCUCAACUGUGACACUAUCACUCAGGUCAAAGAGAAGCUGCUCGAUGCUGUGUACAAAGGCAGCCCCUAUUCACAAAGGCCAAAGGCUUCUGAUAUGGACCUGGAAUGGCGUCAAGGUCGGAUGGCCAGAAUCAUUCUGCAGGAUGAAGAUGUCACAACUAAGAUCGACAAUGACUGGAAAAGACUCAACACACUGGCUCACUAUCAGGUAACAGAUGGUUCAGUGAUUGCCUUGGUGCCAAAGCAGAACUCUGCUUAUAACAUCUCCAACUCCUCCACCUUCACCAAGAGCCUCAGCAGAUACGAGAGUAUGCUGAGGACAGCCAGUAGUCCAGACAGCCUACGUUCUCGAACACCCAUGAUCACCCCCGAUCUGGAGAGCGGAACCAAACUAUGGCAUCUGGUGAAGAACCACGACCAUUCAGAUCAGAGGGAGGGUGACCGAGGAAGCAAGAUGGUCUCUGAGAUCUACCUGACCAGACUGCUGGCUACAAAAGGUACGUUACAGAAGUUUGUGGACGACCUGUUUGAGACCAUCUUCAGCACAGCCCACAGAGGUAGCGCCUUGCCCCUGGCCAUCAAGUAUAUGUUUGACUUUCUGGACGAACAGGCUGACAAACACUCCAUCACAGACUACGACGUACGACAUACCUGGAAGAGCAACUGUCUUCCUCUCCGGUUCUGGGUGAACGUGAUCAAGAACCCCCAGUUUGUGUUUGACAUUCAUAAGAACAGCAUCACAGACGCUUGUCUGUCCGUGGUGGCCCAGACCUUCAUGGACUCCUGUUCAACAUCAGAACACAAACUAGGCAAAGACUCGCCUUCAAAUAAGCUUCUCUACGCUAAAGACAUCCCCAACUACAAGAACUGGGUAGAGAGGUAUUACUCCGAUAUCUCCCGCAUGCCAGCCAUCAGCGAUCAGGACAUGAGUGCCUACCUGGCGGAGCAGUCCCGGCUGCAUCUCAGCCAGUUCAACAGCAUGUCUGCGCUGCACGAGAUCUACUCCUACAUCAUCAAAUACAAAGACGAGAUCCUGUCAGCGUUACAGAAGGAUGAACAGUCACGCAGACAGCGACUACGCGGCAAGCUGGAACAGGUCAUUGACACCAUGGCUCUGUCUAGCUGAGGAUUGGCCAAUCACACGCCUCAGCUAGCAGAAGAACUGGCUAACCAACACGCCUUCCUCGACAACUUUGACGCCCCUUGACAUUUUAACCCUCGACGUUUAAAGUCUGUCGCCAUCACCGUCACAAACAACAAUCUACAGCAGCAGAAAGGACUGAUAGAACACAAGCACCCAGCAGCAGCAGCACACUCGAGAGACAGCAGAGUUUGGAACUCAAGCCCCGUCAGCCGGGUUGACUUUUAUCCUCCGCCCCCUCUUUUUUUUGUUCUUCUUCUUCUUCUUCUUCUUCUCUGAGCCUGCCAUAACAACCAAAUCAAGUGCGUCCCCAACCUCAGCCGAUUUUGGACCUCAGCUCAGGAGAGCGUUUAUUUUCAUCAAGUUCCUCAUCACAUCUACAGUUACAUGGGAGCAGCUUUGGCCACAAUCAGGAAUGGUACACGCACAGUGGUGACCAGAAACUCAUCAAGCUGGACCUGAAACAGUUACAGGAAAGGUACCAGCCCAGAGCUCGUAUCCUUUGACAGCCAAGGUCGCAGUUCUGACUGUGAGCCUAUAAAAAUCCACAAUACUUGAUUCCUGCGAGGAAUUUCUUUCUUUUCCGUUGCUGUCCUCCACAGGGAGGUCAGAGGUCAGGGACCGCUACAGAGCAGCAGCCACAGAGCAGGUAGAGAUUCAGUGUGUUGCUCAAAGACUCUUCAGCAGAGUGGCUUCUCGGCAGCCCGCUGCUGCCACUGCAGGGCAACCAGGAGGAAGGACUUUGCAGGGAAACUCUUCCUCCAGUACUGACUUUCUAACACUCAAUCAACAACAAGUCCACUGUAGUCUAACAAAGGAUGUUGUCGCUUUCAUAACUCCGUAUUUGAUUUGUUACUGCAUUUGAUUCUGCCCGUCCAACUGCCUACUCUCCCCAGUGCUGUGCCACUUCUUGUGUUACUGCUGAAUUUGCACAACAAAGCUAAAUCAAAACAGAGAAGAGGAUAUAUGAAUAUAUAUAUAUAGAUAUAAAUACAAACCUUCUGUUUUUAAAACAAAUGAAAAGUUGAAAAAAAAGUUUUUCAUUUCAAUGUACAAAAGAUCCGUUUGAGAAGAUUUGAUAUUUCCGAGAUGAAAAAUUAUGAAAACACACGAGGAAAAGUUGUCCUGUGCCAUGUUUUACUUUGAAUGUUGUUUAGUGCAAAGAGACUUUUUUUCGUUAGAUGAAAUGUGCUAUGAUGAAAAUGUUGUCAUGCUUAGUGACUGAAAGUGAGAGUUUUAAAGUAGGUAAAUGGCAAAAAUAUAUAUAUAAAUAUAUCAUACAGACACUUUCUAUAUUUCAUGAGGUCUCGGGGCCGUUGCGCGUUACAUCUUUGGCUCUGAAGAUAGUAAAAAGACAAAUGAUGUCUGGAAGCCGCCCAUGAGCCAACCGACCUGCAGUGCUUUUGUGUUUGUUUUAGAGAAACCAAAUACAUCAAGGCCCGGUCAGCUGAUUUAGAUGAGACAAAAGUCAUUUCUGUGGAAGCCAGCCUCAUGCUGUGUUAGCCGGCUGCAGAGGCACCAAGCAGUCAUUUAAGCUAAUCCCUGGCACACCCUGUGUUUUAUAGCUUCUUGAUCUUGUUUUCUAGACUCCCCAUCUUGUCUGAAACAUUUUUUCUAUAAGGUGUGCCAUCCAAAAUGAAGGCUAGUUUUUGCUGUGCAGAAGACAUUGUCACAUUUUUGUUUUUGUUUUCUAAACCGAAGCGAUGACAGUAAAGCUAAAGGGUCCGUUUUUGAAAUGUGAAUGUGGUUUAUGAAAAGAUAAUGAAAUGUAGCUUGAUUUAUGUGAGUGUUUUUGUACAAGUUGAAGGCCUUUCUCUCUCUCUCUCUAUUUUUUUUUUGUUCUGUGGUUUUAUAGGGGUAAAAAAAGAAGAAAAAAAAAGUGCAAAUAUUUUCCUUGCACUACGUGCUGCUCCACAUUAACUUGCAGUGCUUUGAAAAUCCUACAUUCAGAAACAUUCCUUUUCUCUAGGAGUGUACACAGCUACUUAUGAAGGCUAGAAAAUACAAACCAAGGUGAUGUGUAUAUAUAUAUAUAUAUAUGUUCUUCCAUUCUGUAAAAGCUUGUCAUGAAUUUCAGACCACCAGAUCAGACAUAUCAACACCCGGAUCACACAGAUGAGCUAAAAAAAAAAAAAACUUCUCUACAUGUGUUUGCUUUGAUAAUAAAUGGGGAAUAAAUAGUGUCAAAGAGUAGGGUUAAGUGCAUCAAACGCACUAUUUAGAAUACUAUAACUUCAAAGAAAACGGUUACCAGUGCAUCAAAAUCAUUGACGUUCUCUUCCUCUUCAGCAGUGCUUCCCUCACAUUUUUUUCCUUUGGUUAGAGUGGAGGGGCCUUUAAACCAGCUAACAGUACGUUCCUCAGACCAGUUCAGAUGGCUUUGAAGAGCUUUGCAGUUGCAUUAGGAGCCUCACAGACAAGAAUUUCUUUCAUAACUAGAAGUUAAUGCAACCAGAUUCAUUCGUGCACGAAGCCACUUAUUUAAGUUAUUCUAUCUUGGUGACAGAUAACUCAAGAAACAUGCAUCAAGAACCAUUUUUGAAUUUUAAUUAGGAGUAUGAUAUGCAGCCAAGGCUGUACAUGUUUCAUCCUAAAUUGAUAGGUAUAUUAAUAAUCUGUUUGUUCCAAUGCUGUGAAGCUAGAAGACUAGCAGCUAGCGCACUAAAGUGUGUGAACAACACCUAAAAAGCACCAGAUGGACCACAAACGGACACAUCCCCGAGUGAUAACUCUGUCACAGCUGUUCUGCAGCUUGAACUGAAAGUGUAACUUUCACAUUUGGUGCAACCGGUGUUUCGGCUACUUAAGUCUGCGAUAAAUUUACACCUUCGUCUCUUGGAUUUUAUGUUUGUGCAACAAUCCUUACAAUCUGAGGCUUUGCCAAACAGACAGAGAGGUUGAAAUACAUCUAUUAUUUCAUGUUUUUGUGAGGCACAUGCUGCAUACGAGCCAGCUGUCAGCAGAUAGCUCAAGUUUGUUACAUGCUACUCUGAAAUAUCUGUAAACAAUCAGUUUAUUGAAGGAUCAUUUCCAAUUAUACCCGCACAGAAAUCAAGACCGAACUCUUGUUUCAUACUUUGUGCCAUUAACGUAAAUUGCGGACUUCCAGUAUGGCCAAAAUGCACCUUCUUGAACUUUUUCGCCUCCUUCUUUGUCCAUGUUGUCAGGGAGUUAAGUAUUUUUCCACACAUAAUUACCAAGCCAGAUGCCACCAAACCAAACACAUAUUGCUGCUGUCAAGUAAAAACUCUUGAGAGAAAAAAAAACAAAAAAAACCCCAGAUUCAUUUUAAAAAUGAACAUUCAAAUCUCUAACCUGAAUAUUAGCCUCUCAGUCACACCAACAUGCCACAAUUUUAUCUGACAGCACAAACAUGUGCCUGGACGGGAUGAAAACGUACUGUAUGUUCUUAAAUACUUGAACCACUGAUCUGCACAGGGUAAAAUAACAUACAGGGCGACUGACCAAAGCUUUAUGCAUCCGCAAUCUGAGAAUGGCUCUGUGAUGAGAGAUUUUGCUGUUUUCACAUGUUCCACAAGCUAAUUUUAGUGCUCACUGAAGAUAUUUAGUGUUCUUCUUAAUCCUCGAUGAGUGGUGAAAUUGAGGCAAUGCUACUUCCAUGUACAGGCAUUCAUUAACACAUUUUGCUUGCUUUGAAUGAAUGAAACAUUCUGAGGAUGUGGACGCUGAUGUUUGACUGCUGUUCACUUGCUCAGUUGUUCUUUUGAUGAAGACUUGAAAAAAACGAUUUUAGUGAUAUUGAAAGACGCGUGAACCUUAGUCAUUGCCCCUAGGAUCAUUUUGUAGGGAGUUAAAGAAAAAACAACAACAACAACAUUGUGAGAUAAGGCCAAUUUGGUUUUUGGUGCUUUUAUUUCUUAGUUUUGUGCUUCUUGUUUUCUGCUACAGCACUUGUUGAGGCAAAACAUGAAAAGACUCAGGCAAGGCAGAGGAAGUGCUUUGAAGGCCAUGGUACCGCUUCAUUGUUCAUUCCAUCACAUCUGUGUUGUUUCUUUUCUCUUUUCAUGCAGAAAAAGACAGCCAUAAAGGAGGGUGGAGUGGAAAAAGAAAAGAGGUGGUGAGAGAGAUUCUCUUGACGAUUGACAGACUCAUACUGUAGGUUUUCACUGUGUCUUGUCAGCCUCUACCCACAUGGAAAAUGAUAUGCUUUUCCAUAUACAUGAUUCCAAUAUGGUUCAAAGUACAUGUCAAAAAUUGACAUGAGAAAUGCAUUAUAUGUAAAUAUACAUUUCCUUUUAAACAUGCAAUUACUAGACUGAUACCAGUCAUGUGUUACAUCGGGAUCUCAGAGAUGUGUUUAGCCUAGCUUAUCAUGUAAAAAAUAAUGUUAUUUAAGGGUGUGUACUACGUUGGGAGUGUAUCCUGCAAACAGUGAAUGUAAUGAAGAAGAAUCAACACAAAAGUCCCUCAAAAAUUAUAAAUGUCAUCUCCUUUGUUCAUGUAUAAUAGGGCUGUUUUAUUUUGCUUGAAGCUAGCGUUCGUCUUUAUACUACCAUUGAGACAGAACACUAAGGUAAGCUAAUUAUGUUACAUUUCUGUAGGUAACAUAUAAACUGAGAUUGCUUUUUCUUUAUGAUUUUUUUUUAAGUAAUGAACUAAAGGUGCUUAUUCACUUUUUUUUGCCAGGGUUUAGGGAGAUGAUCAAUAAAACUUUGAUGGUUCUAUGUUGCAUGAGAAGUCAAAGCUAGGCAAUGGUUAGCUUAGUUUAGCGUAGAGUCCUGAAGGCACUGUUGGCAACUUUUCUGGAAGAAAACUUGCCAGCGGUACUGUUGCUAACUCCUCAGUAAGGAAAAUAGCUACUGGCUGUCCUAAAAAUCGAUACUACAAAUGAACUUUAUGAAAUAACUUCAUGACUUUAAUGCUUUGCCUAGAUGGUCUGUGUACUUUUUUGGUCAUUUGAUUUUC
Archocentrus centrarchus (flier cichlid) is the source of this 10734-nucleotide messenger RNA. RefSeq names its product plexin-A1-like. Gene Ontology annotation, biological process: regulation of cell migration; semaphorin-plexin signaling pathway. Gene Ontology annotation, molecular function: semaphorin receptor activity; protein binding. Bases 79 to 5793 code for a protein of 1904 amino acids. The record is from RefSeq and is a predicted model, not a curated record. Lineage: Eukaryota; Metazoa; Chordata; Actinopteri; Cichliformes; Cichlidae. The transcript is spliced from 32 exons. Gene Ontology annotation, cellular component: plasma membrane; semaphorin receptor complex.